This is a messenger RNA of Megalobrama amblycephala (Wuchang bream), 2296 nucleotides long. It is a transcript of the gene gig2e, whose product is annotated as grass carp reovirus (GCRV)-induced gene 2e. The transcript has 6 exons. Bases 392 to 2146 code for a protein of 584 amino acids. Gene Ontology annotation, cellular component: cytoplasm. Lineage: Eukaryota; Metazoa; Chordata; Actinopteri; Cypriniformes; Xenocyprididae. Gene Ontology annotation, molecular function: NAD+ poly-ADP-ribosyltransferase activity. The record is from RefSeq and is a predicted model, not a curated record.
CCUGGCAUAAAUAAUAUUUUGUAGCCCGAUCAGAAAAAAGGGAGUAAAUAAUUAAAACAAAAUGAACAGCAUUAGCUGCUACGUGUGAAAAGAAACCUGCUUUGGAUGUAUUAUGUUCAGGACAAACGUAAUAGCACUGCAAUAAAUUGGCUUUAUUAGGUUAAGGACCAACGUAAUAGCACUGCUUAUAUGUUGGCAUGUAACGUAAUUGCGAUUUGCAAAAUAGUUUCCUCAGAACGUAUUUCAUGGGAUACAGGGUUGGUAUUUAGAUGCCAGCUUUCAGAAGGCAAACAAUCCGCAUUAGAAGCGACAUCAGAGCUUAUUGGUUAAAGGUGUGUCCAAGAUGAUUGUUCUCUGCUCAGACUGAAUUUGUCAUCAUACAGGUUUAAACAUGUGGGCAGAGAGUGACUUGUAUCCAGGUGUGUCGUGUCUCCAAAGCAAUACAGAGCCUGUGAAUGGUACAGUAUACCGAAUGUAUCACGGGACUACUGAAAGAGCAGGAGAACAGAUCAAAGUCUCUGGCUUUCAGCCAUCUCAAGAUGGAAUGCUGGGAUGUGGCGUCUACCUCAGCCGAGAUCUUAACAAGGCCAGCAGAUACCCGCUUGACAAGCCGCAUGAGAGAGUUGUUAUUAGAGUGAAGGUCGAUGUUGGGAAAGUGAAGAAGAUUGACCAACAAGGUCAUCCACUGCAGAAGACCUGGCAUGAUCAUGGGUACGACACUGCCUGGUGCCCUCCAAACUCUGGGAUGUUGUCAAGUGGUCUUGAAGAAGAUUGUGUGUGGGAUCCAAAGCGAAUCACUAUUAUUGAUGUAAUUCCACCAAGCCUUCAAAACACUGUUCUAGCUGAUCCAGUUGAAGGUAAAAACUACACAAUGUUUUAUGGCACAUCUAAGGAGGAUGCAGAAAAAAUCAAAGCUCAUGGCUUUUGUCAGUCUAAUGGCAUACUUGGACGUGGAGUCUUCCUCAGCCGAGAUGUAGAAAAGGCCUUUAAUGUCCCUGUGUAUGUACCUGUGCAUCAGAGAAGUGUUCUGAGAGUGAAGGUUAAUGUUGGAAAGGUGAAAAAGAUUGAUUAUCAAGGUCAUCCAUUGCAGAAAACCUGGCAUGAUCAUGAGUAUGACACUGCUUGGUGCCCUCCACACUGUGGGAUGGUGCGAAGUGGUCUUGAGCAAGACUGUGUUUGGGAUCCAAAACGAAUCACAGUCAUUGAUGUAAUUCGUCCAAAGUCCAAACUAAGGAGUAUGAUACCUGGCAUGAUCAUGGGUGCAAACAUGUGGGAAGAAGAUGACUUGGGUCCAUCUGCUCCACCAUGUCUUGAGAGCUAUACAGCUCCAGAGGAAGGCAAAGUCUACAAAAUGUAUCAUGGCACAUCUAUGGAGAAUGAGCAACAAAUUGUUAUGUAUGGUUUCCUUCAGUCUGAUAAAGGGAUGCUAGGGCCUGGUGUCUACCUCAGCCGAGAUCUACAGAAGGCCUCCAGAUACCCUCUGGAUUUACCUGAGAGCCAGAGAGUGGUUCUGAGAGUGAAGGUUGAUGUUGGGAAAGUGAUAAAGAUUGACUAUAAACGUCAUCCACUGCAGGAAACCUGGCAUGAUUAUGGGUAUGACACUGCUUGGUGCCCUCCAAACUGUGGGAUGGUGCGAAGUGGUCUUGAAGAAUUCUGUGUUUGGGAUCCAAGACGAAUCACAGUCAUUGAUGUAAUUCAUCCAAUUCAAGAGGAAAUUGUAGAGCAAGAUGCAUCUGAGGGUAAUGUCUACAGAAUGUACCAUGGCACAACAAGGGAGGCUGCUCAAAAAAUCAAAGUCUCUGGCUUCAAACGGUCUUCUAAAGGGAUGCUUGGGCCUGGUGUCUACCUCAGCCGAGAUAUAAAGAAGGCCUCCAGAUACCCUCUGGAUUUACCUGAGGACCAGAGAGUGGUUCUGAGAGUGAGGGUCAAUGUUGGGAAAGUGAAAAAGAUUGACCGUCAAAAUCAUCCAAUGCAGAAAACCUGGCAUGAUCAUGGGUACGACACUGCCUGGUGCCCUCCAAACUGUGGAAUGGUGCCAAGCGGUCUUGAGGAAGACUGUGUUUGGGAUCCAACACGAAUCACAGUCAUUGAUGAAAUACGCCCAAAAACGCAAGGAGCGCGUGGUGCCUGUCAUGAGCGUUAUUAAUUGUGCUUUCCCAUGAAGUUUAAAAUUAACAGUUGUGAAAUAUUUUUGAAAAUUUUAUACCAGCUUUUAAAUUUAAACUGCUCAUGUGCUUUUAAACGAUGAUCAUAUUGUACUACAAACUGGGUAUGAAUAAAUUAAACUUCACAUACA